CCCAACCACAACCCUCUUCAAUACACAACCCACGCAGUUAGCGAUCGCACCUCUUCCGUUACACCAAAACCCGGACAGCUAGGUAGCCACCGCUCUCUAGUCUUCACCAUGUCAUCCACUACUCGCGCUCCCGUCACCAUCGGCACCCUCUCGGCCAUCACGCUCGUCAGCCCCGACCCUGCCUCCUCGCUCGCCUUUUACGAGCGCGUGCUCGACGCGAAGCUCGUCUUCCGCGAUGCCGACUCGGCGGCGGUGCGUGUGCCCGGCGUGGGACCGCUGCUCAACCUGCUGCGCCCGUCGGCGGCUGAGGAGCUGUUUGCGUCGUCAUUGUCGUCGACGAGUCACCAACACCACCACCACGACAGUGAUGCUGAUGCUGAUGCUGGUGGCGGUGAAGAACGGAAGGGCGCGCAGGAGAAGGGGCAGAAGCAGACAAUGAUGAUGACGCUCGCGACGGCGAACCUCGAGGUAGCGAUGGCGGCGCUCCAGUCGCGCGGGCUGGCUCGCUUCACGACGGGGCCCGAGACGAAGCCGUGGGGUGUACGAACGGUGACAUUUGAGGACCCGGCUGGGCACACUUGGGAGGUGGCACAGGAAGUGGUGAUCGUGGAGAAGGGGACAGAGGGUGUAGAUAAGUGACGGACGACGGUGACGAUGGUUGACGGCGGGACAGCGCUGGCGGGCGGGGACCACACAAG
This is a messenger RNA of Purpureocillium takamizusanense, 698 nucleotides long. RefSeq lists its product as uncharacterized. NCBI's taxonomy places the organism in Eukaryota, Fungi, Ascomycota, Sordariomycetes, Hypocreales, Ophiocordycipitaceae. Bases 109 to 639 code for a protein of 176 amino acids. The record is from RefSeq and is a predicted model, not a curated record. The transcript has a single exon.